AUGUCGUUCCAUGGUCCGGUCGACAUGAAGGCACGCGGCUACCAGAUGGUGUUCGGCGCCGUUGACAUCGGGCUGUUCCGGAAGGCCUCCGUGAUGAGCUUGACUCAGGGCUCCGAUGAGGAGGUCGGCGAUGGUAAAGACGCUGAUGAAAAGUACUGGAGUGGGCUCAAUCGAACACGCGUAGAUUUGUUUCUGCAACAACAAUUUUUUGUUUCAGUCUGA
Molecule: messenger RNA, 222 nt
Organism: Linum trigynum
Lineage: Eukaryota; Viridiplantae; Streptophyta; Magnoliopsida; Malpighiales; Linaceae
Source: the annotation of a GenBank genome assembly